AUGUUCAACUUUCAUUUCUUUCUUUCUUCCCUAAUUCUUCACUAUUUCUCUUUCCGCUGCUUUUUUCUUCCUUCUAUCUCCUUUUUAUCCCUCUCUCUUUCUCCUUUCUCACAUCUUUCCUUGCCUCUCUUUUUCCUUUCCCUCAUUUUUAUAUCAAUCUUUCCUCCUGUUGCAUACUCCCCUUUGUCUGGGGAUUCUGUCAUGUUUUCUUUUCUUCCUCUUAUCUCUCUCUCUUUUCUCCCCCUCUUUUCCUCUCAUUUCUAUCACUCCACUUCUCUCCUCUUUCCUCUCUUUUUCAUCUUUUUAUUCUCUUCUCUUACUCCUUCUUUCUUUGCUGUUUUCCCCACUCUCUCUGUAAUCCUUUUCCUGUCUCUUUUUCUUUUCUUCUUUCAAUCUGAUUUUCAUCUUACUCUUUUUUUUCUCUUCCCUUUUCCUUUCCUUCAUAUCUCUCAUUUAUAUAAGUUCCCUUCUUUCUCCUCCUGUUUAAUAUCUUUCUUUGAUGUUUUCUCCCUCUCUAAUUCUGUUUCUGCCAUUUUUCAUUAUCUUCCUUACAUACACAUUCUAUCUCUCUGUCUUCCUCUCCUCCAUUCUCUUUCUUUUCAUCCUUCAUUUCCUCUAUUUUUCAUUUCUCUCAUAUUUAUAUAUUUUCCCUCCUCCUUACUAUCUUCUAAUGCUUCCUCCUUUCUCUCUAAUUGUGUUUCUCCCUUCUUUCUUCCACUUCCUUUUCCUCUCUCUCUCUCUCUUUUUCCUUGCCUCUUCCACUUUACUUUCUUCUUUUUAAUUUCAUUCAUUUUUUAUAUGUCCCUCUUCUCCUACCCUGCUGCUUUCUUCUGUUUCCUUUCCUUUCGGUUUUUCUUUCUUUAUUCCAUCUCCUUUUCAUCUCACUUUUUUCCCACACCUCUUCUUUCAUUUCUUUUCUUUUUUAUUUUCCCUUCUCCUCCUCACUAUAUUCCUCUGCUUUUUCUCUUUUUAUUUCUCUGUACUUUUUCUCACUAUCUCUAA
Molecule: messenger RNA, 1002 nt
Organism: Acanthosepion pharaonis
Lineage: Eukaryota; Metazoa; Mollusca; Cephalopoda; Sepiida; Sepiidae
Source: the annotation of a GenBank genome assembly